Diversispora eburnea is the source of this 360-nucleotide messenger RNA. The record is from the annotation of a GenBank genome assembly. NCBI's taxonomy places the organism in Eukaryota, Fungi, Glomeromycota, Glomeromycetes, Diversisporales, Diversisporaceae.
AUGAAAAUUAAUGUGGAAAUUAAUCAUAAAGCUACGGGUACUAUAAAAUUCAUGAAAAUUGGAGUUAAGCCCAGAGACGUCAUCGGAGACAUAAGGAAUAAAAUUCCCGAUAUUAAUACCCAUUCUCGGUUAUAUUAUCUUGGCCAAGAAUUGGAAAACAAUCGAAAUCUCUCUGAUUAUAAUAUCCAAGAUGACUCAACGAUAACUUGUGAUGGAAUUUCUAUUUCUAACGUAGGAAGUGGCUCUGAUUAUGAUGCCCAAGGUGACUCGACGAAAACUAUUUCUAACACGUUGGAAAAAUACGAAAUUCAGAAUAAAUCUACGCUUCGUCUAGAAUUGAAGGUUAGAAGAGGAGGAUAG